UUGAUUUGAUGCUGUACCCAAGCUUGCCCGUGUCACCUCUCACAGUCACCCACCCCCAAUUAUCUCGACGAGUCUCUGAUGGCCGCUGCCGCCGCAAACCAAGCACAGCUCUUGUCGGACGCCCGCAGCCGCCAUUGUCCGUCGUCCACGCCCCAACCGACCCCUGCCGCGCCGUCUGGUGAUGAUGCAGCCUGUAGCGGCAGGCAACGCCAUCCCGCGGUAGAGCUCUCCCACGCUUGAUGCGCCAUCGAGGCCGAGUUGCUUAAUCCCGCACCCAAACGACGACGACUAUCAGGGCCGCGAUAACGACACCCCGGCCCAUCUGCUGCCUGCCCCGCCCUGCGAUGCUCGCCGAAGAUGAAGAUGCAGAAAAUGGUCUCGGAACUUGAGGCGGAGAUGGCCGAGUCGCAAAACGCCCGGGACAAGCGCAUGGAGGAGCUCUGGCGCAAGCUAGACCCCCAGGCCAAGGGCGAGCUGGACCUGAAGGGGCUGCAGAGAGGACUGAGGAGAAUAGACCACCCCAUGAAGAAUGCCGACGAUAUGCUCAAGGAGAUCGUCCGGACUGUCGAUACUAGUGGCGACGGCAAGAUCCAGUACGAAGAGUUCCGCGUGUUUGUCGAGGCCGCAGAGCGCGAGCUGCUCGUUCUUUUCCGUUCUAUCGACAGGGACAACAACGGAAGGCUGGACAAGGACGAGCUCCGCUCCGCCUUCCAAAAGUGUGGCCUGACCGUGUCGAGUCGCCGACUGACGGGCUUCUUCGACGAAAUUGACAUGAACAACGAUGGCUACAUAAGCUUUGAGGAAUGGCGUGACUUCCUGCUCUUCAUGCCCACGCAUAUAUACGACGGUGAUGGUGGCUCUGCCUUGGCCACGGCCUUGUCGUUUUAUUCGCACAUCGUCACGCUCAACGCCGAGGGCGACUCGCUGGUGAGCGAGGACACCCUCGAGGGCCUAGGUACGACAAGCUUCCUUCUGCACGCUCUGUUCGGUUCUAUUUUAAGGCUUGCCAAACCAUCACCGUCGGCUUCCGUGGAUCCACUGCGCGCCUCCCAACCUUCGUCCCUGUCUCCGGAAGGUCUCGCCAACAGCCCUCCAACCACAAAAUCCCCGCGACCUGCUGCGGCGCCCGGUGCAAAAACCAAGACCGGGACGCGCAGCACAUCUCCAUCUGCAUCUUCUCAAAAACCCGCGUUUUCGACAUCCUCGCAGGCGACGUCGCCAUCAGCAUCGCCUUCAGCAGUAGCCACCAUGACCUCCAUGGCUGCUGCUUCCGGGUCUGGCAACGGCGGCUUUCAACUCGAUGCUCGCCACGCGUCCGUAUCGCAAGCGCACGACCAGGCCGUCAAAGCUCUCCAGACACACUUCGCCGUCGGCCACGCCGGGAAUUCAGGAUCGCUCCAGGAGGGCGUGUCGGGGCCGAAAGAGUCAAAACUGACAGAUUACCUGCCCGAACCAGGCUACUUCGUUGCCGGGGCGAUCGCGGGUGGCGUCUCGCGAACUGCGACGGCACCGCUGGAUCGUCUGAAGGUCUACCUGCUUGUCAACACAAAGGCAAGCACGACGGUUGCCAUUUCGGCUGCCACGCACGGACAUCCGCUAGCGGCUGCCAAAACGGCAUCGAAACCCAUCACCUCUGCCGUGGCCAGCCUGUACAAGUCUGGUGGUCUGCGCACAUUCUUCGCUGGUAAUGGACUCAAUGUGGUCAAGAUCAUGCCCGAGACGGCCAUCAAAUUUGGCACUUAUGAGUUCGCCAAACGGACACUGGCAAAUCUCGAAGGCCACAAUGAUCCAACCAAGAUAAACCCCUAUUCCAAGUUUGUAGCUGGAGGUGUGGCCGGUAUGGUGGCCCAGUUCUCAGUCUACCCGCUGGACACACUCAAGUUCCGGCUGCAGUGCGAAACAGUGCAGGGCGGCCUGACGGGCAACGCGCUCCUGGCGCAGACGGCCAAGAGGAUGUACGCGACGGGCGGCAUCUCUGCGGCAUAUCGGGGAGUCACUAUGGGUCUCGUCGGCAUGUUCCCUUACAGCGCCAUCGACAUGGGCACGUUCGAGUUCCUCAAGACCAAGCUGAGGAAGUACAAGGCCAGGGCGUACGGCAUUCACGAAGACGACACCGAAGCGGGCUAUCUCGCUAUGGGCGUGAUUGGCGCCACCUCGGGUGCUAUUGGGGCCACGGUUGUGUACCCCUUGAACGUUCUGCGCACACGGCUGCAGACGCAAGGCACUGAGAUGCACCGGCCAACAUACACGGGCAUCUGGGACGUGACGACGACCACCAUCAAGAACGAGGGAGUGAGGGGGCUCUACAAGGGGUUGACCCCCAACCUCCUCAAGGUGGCGCCGGCCCUCAGCAUCACGUGGAUCGUGUAUGAGAGCUCAAAGAAGUUCAUGGGUCUCCAAUGAGCUUGUAUCGGAGGCAAGCUCGCGAACGGCAUUUCAAGACGAACACGAGUCCCCGAAAGGAUUGACAGGCAACGAGCCUGCCGAGAGGAACAUCAAGAACCAUGAUCUUGCCCCCAAGAAGGGGCAGCAACGCCAUGAUGACGAUUUGAUGGCUGCGCGAACCUUGUCGCAUGGUCGAGGCGUUUUGGGAAAGCGAAAUUUGUAAUGGGCGAGGGAUAGAAGACGAGCACAUCUCGUCACCCGGCGUUUUUUACUGUUUUUUUUUUUUUUUCACUCCUUCGGGUUCUUUUCCUCUUUCAUUUUUCUUUUUCUGAGAUUCGAUGCGGAAAAGGAUACCAACCGAACACGUUCGGGCCCUUUGUCUUGUUAUUUAUCUUCCUAGUAUCACUUGGGCUUUGACCGAUCCCAUUCUCUCUACCAAGCCUGCCCUCUUACUGCGGCCGCCUUGGAGGGAACGUCGGCACGAGGGAUUGAUAUCUGUUGUUUGACAGAAGGACCCGCCCCAUCCUGGUUGAAGCUGGGAGAUGCGGCACACACAGCGGGCAUGGUCAUGGAACUGAAGCUUUUUAGAUUACCUCAGUUCACGAAUGACUUGAUGCCGCCAUGCAUUUCAUUGGCAAAUCGUGUGGGAUGACAAGCAGCAAUGGAGCAGCUGUGUGUUUGAUAUAUUAGGCUCACCUGAAGCAAUAUAGCCCUGGAAGGCCAAGUAAGGACCUAGUUUCGACUUUUCGCUCGCCGUGUCCGCC
This is a messenger RNA of Gaeumannomyces tritici R3-111a-1, 3149 nucleotides long. Its product is annotated as calcium dependent mitochondrial carrier protein. Gene Ontology annotation, molecular function: calcium ion binding; ATP transmembrane transporter activity. NCBI's taxonomy places the organism in Eukaryota, Fungi, Ascomycota, Sordariomycetes, Magnaporthales, Magnaporthaceae. The record is from RefSeq and is a predicted model, not a curated record. Gene Ontology annotation, biological process: transmembrane transport. The transcript has 5 exons. Bases 358 to 2403 code for a protein of 681 amino acids.